Molecule: messenger RNA, 827 nt
Organism: Aspergillus caelatus
Lineage: Eukaryota; Fungi; Ascomycota; Eurotiomycetes; Eurotiales; Aspergillaceae
Product: Hemopexin
Exons: 1
Coding region: 47-709 (220 amino acids)
Source: RefSeq, a predicted model, not a curated record
UAUUCUCCAGUCUUUGCUAUACAACCUGCUUCUCUAAACCGUCACAAUGGUCGAUGCAGCUUUCUACCAGGAGGACGUUGGAGAGGCCUACGUCUUUUCUGGUAGGCGUUACGCACGUGUCAAAUGGACUCCCUAUACCGCGGAAGAAAAGAUUACUUGGGGUCCAGCAAAGAUUUCCGAUAAUUGGCCAGCCAUUACUGCGGCAGGAUUUGGGACUGUUGAAGCCGUGCUUCCUAUCCCAGAUGUUCGAACCGAAUUCUACUUCUUCUUUGGUGGUCGUGUCGCCCGUGUUAAGUUUGCGCCGGGACAUAACGAUACCAUUACUGAAGGACCUCUCAAGAUCACCGACAAAUGGAAGAGUCUUUCCAGCGCUGGCUUCGAUACUAUCGACGCCGCAAUGUCUGUUCCGGGUCAAAAGAACGAGGCCUAUCUCUUUAAGGGAACAAAAUAUGUCAGGAUCGAUGUGCAGAACGACAAGAUCACCUAUGGUCCUGCAAACCUGGCUGAUGAAUGGCCGGGACUUACGAAGGCUGGGUUUGAUUCUGUCGAUGCUGUUAUCCCUGUGCCAAACGCUAAGGUCGACGGGGAGGCUUACUUUUUCAAGGGAUCGCAGUAUGCGAGAAUCCAGGUUGUCCGUAGUGCUGCGGACAAAUUGACUUGGGGACCAUAUCCGAUUGCGGAUUACUGGAAGACUCUCGACUGGAUCUAAGUGGCUCCUUUAUGCUGGUAGUGCGUGAAGAGGGAUGUGCUUGUCGGGUGGGGGAAUUAACAUGAGUGCGGCAAGGACUAGCCAGCUUAGUAUGAGCUUUAAGAGAAACAAGUCUUCA